Messenger RNA from Phoenix dactylifera (date palm), 3846 nucleotides. Its product is annotated as nuclear poly(A) polymerase 4-like. Gene Ontology annotation, molecular function: RNA binding; poly(A) RNA polymerase activity. Lineage: Eukaryota; Viridiplantae; Streptophyta; Magnoliopsida; Arecales; Arecaceae. Gene Ontology annotation, biological process: RNA 3'-end processing. The record is from RefSeq and is a predicted model, not a curated record. Gene Ontology annotation, cellular component: nucleus.
AUCCUAAUAAUAAUAUAAUUACCUCCCCGUAUUAACACGUGCGCUCGCUCCCUGCUCCGUGAUUACCGUGCAAGACCUCGCCGUCUCUCUGUCUCUCUCUGCCCCCCGCUUCGCCGCCCGGGAAACCGCUCGCGUAUUUGGGGUUUCGCCGCCUCCCUCCGGUGGCGGAUCCACAGAUCGCCUCAGCGGAAGAAGCCCUGCAGAGCCGAUCCUCUUUCUGGUUCGAUCCCCUUUCCUUUGCUCCUCGAUUUCGCCUAGGAUUCCUUUUCUAGGGUUUCGGAGAGAUCUAUUUGUUCUUUCUCCUUCGCUGGAUAUAAUUUCUUGCUCGAAUCUAUCUAUCGUUUUUGCGGUCGGAUUUGGUGUUUGGGUUCUGGAUUUCCUCCUCUCGAAGAUUUUUGGGUUUCGAUCUGACGAGAGGAACGCUUUUAUCUGAAUUGGAUUGCUGAAAAUAUUUUUUUUAAUAUCGUCGGAUCUUCCUCCCAUCGCUGAAUUCUUCUUGAAAGUGUUGCCCUUGUUAGAUUUCUGCAGCGCGGAUCAAUUUCUCGUCCUCCUUUGGUUCUAGGGUUCCCGAGGUGCUUACCGUCUCCGCCAUCGCGCAGAGCUGGUGUAUCGAUUUGCUUUUAGGGUUGUGAACUUUGAUCCUGUCACUAUUGAUGUUAUUUUCUCGAAGAUCUGAGUCAAAGACCGUUUUUUGAGUGUUGGUUCUUGAACUUUCCCUUUCGUUUUAAGGAUUUCUUCUUCGUGUCUCCAAGAUCUUAGCUGUCCUAUUUUCUUUGAAUCGCUCUUGGGCUUUCAGUGCUGCGGACGUUCUUAUUUUUCGCUUAAGGUUUGGGUAGGGCUUUCAUUGGGCCGUCCGAUGGGUAGUUCUGAUGCCAUGGGCAGAAUGCCGCCACCGCCUCUAAGGCAGUAUGGCAUAACAAAACCUAUCUCCACUGCUGGGCCCACUGAGGCGGAUCUCCAGAGAACAAAGGAACUAGAAAAAUUCUUGGUUGAUGCUGGUCUCUAUGAGAGCAAGGAGGAAGCUGCAAAGAGAGAGGAGGUUUUACAAGAGAUAGACAAGAUUGUUAAAAGCUGGGUUAAGCAAUUAACUCAUCAGAGGGGGUACACUGAUCAAAUGGUCGAGGAUGCAAAUGCUGUCAUUUUUACGUUUGGAUCUUAUCGCUUAGGGGUUCAUGGACCUGGGGCUGACAUUGACACUCUGUGUGUUGGACCUUCCUAUGUUAACCAAGAGGAGGAUUUUUUCAUUAUUUUGCAUAACAUUUUGGCAGAAAUGGAUGAAGUGACUGAGCUACAACCUGUGCCAGAUGCUCAUGUUCCUGUUAUGAAAUUCAAAUUCCAUGGAAUAUCUAUAGAUCUUCUUUAUGCUAGUAUCUCCCUCUUAGUUGUUCCUGAAGAUUUGGACAUCUCUCAUGGAUCUGUGCUUUACAAUGUUGAUGAAGCAACUGUUCGAAGUCUUAACGGCUGCAGGGUGGCAGAUCAAAUUCUUCGACUUGUCCCUAAUGUUGAGAAUUUCCGCACAACGCUUACAUGCUUAAAAUUUUGGGCUAAGAAGCGUGGUGUAUACUCGAAUGUGACUGGAUUUCUUGGGGGUGUCAAUUGGGCUUUGUUAGUUGCUCGUGUCUGCCAGCUUUAUCCCAAUGCUGUGCCGAGUAUGCUUGUCUCCCGAUUCUUCAGAGUCUAUACACAAUGGCGCUGGCCAAAUCCUGUGAUGUUAUGUCCCAUUGAGGAGCAUGAACUUGGGUUCCCUGUGUGGGAUCCACGCAAGAACCCUCGUGAUCGAACUCAUCAUAUGCCUAUAAUUACACCUGCAUAUCCAUGCAUGAACUCUAGCUAUAAUGUAUCAACUAGCACCCUCCGAGUUAUGAUGGAACAAUUCCAGACGGGCAAUAAAAUCUGUGAGGAUAUCGAAUUAAACAAGGCCAUCUGGAGUGCUUUGUUCGAGCCUUACCUUUUCUUCGAAACGUACAAAAACUAUCUGCAGGUUGACAUUAUUGCUGCAGAUGUUGAGGAUCUCCGUUUAUGGAAGGGAAGGGUUGAAUCUCGAUUGAGGCAGUUGACCCUGAAGAUUGAGCGGGACACAUAUGGGAUGUUGCAGUGUCAUCCAUACCCCAAUGAGUAUGUAGACCCAUCCAGACAGUGUUCGCAUUGUGCCUUCUUUAUGGGCUUGCAAAGGAAACAAGGGGUGAAAAUACAAGAAGGCCAACAAUUUGACAUACGUGGAACAGUUGAUGAGUUCAGGCAUUCAGUUAAUAUGUAUAUGUUCUGGAAGCCUGGAAUGGAAAUAUAUGUAUCUCAUGUUCGGAGGAAGCAGAUUCCUUCUUAUGUCUUUCCAGAAGGUUACAAACGGCCUCGUCCAUCUAGGCUUAUAAGCCAGCACCAGGUUGAGAGACUUGGUGGUGAAAAUGGAUCUGAGGAAUGUGAAGGUGGAUCUGCAGAGGGACGACUGAAGAGGAAAAAAGAUGCUGAUGUAAAUGAUUUUAAGUCGAAUGAACCUGAGAAACGGGCAUCCCCAAAUAGGCAGAAGUCUCCUGUAGCUGAAUCUGUAAUUGGUGGAUCUGUGGAAGCACCUAAUGUCAGUAGGGUUGUGGAAACUGAAGUGGUUAGACAGAAUACUGAUGGUGCAUAUAACCGUUGGCCUGAGAGGAAAAAUGAUAACCUAAUAGAACUGGAUAAGCAGGUAAACAUGGACUUUGUUUGCCCAAGCAGGCAGGUGCGGACAUUCUCACCUGAUGUAAAUGUUAAUGGUAUUGCCAGACCUGUUUCUCAGGACAAUCAGCCAGAGAUGACAGUGGACGCUGAGGUUAAUUGUUUGAAGAAGAAGGGUUUGGCUGGUGUCAACAGGUCUGCAGAGGCAGGUGGUGCAGAAAUAGUGCACUGUGGGAAUGACAGCAGUGAUGUUUGUAGGAAGCUGACCAAUGGAACUUCACAUGUGGAGAUUGUUAGGGCUUCAGCAAUUGUUUGCAGCAGUUCAGAGAGCAUGUGUGCAGAGGUGGGACAAGAGCAACUUGUGGCCAACAAUGAUGGGAAUGACAGCCUGGAAUCAUUGCAGAAAGGAAUUGUGCCUUUGGAGAAAGAGUGCUUGAAUGGAAAGGGAAUGAUGCAAAAUGGCAUGGCAGAUGAGCUCGAGGCAAAUAUCACACUUGGAGUGGUUCUCAAAGCUCGUGGGGGGGUGAACUCUGAUGCUGCCCAGAAAUCUGCAAUAAGGCAUGCGUUUCUAAUCCCUAAAGUUUUAUGUUUGUAGUGUUUGAUUGCUCUGUUUUCUUUAUAUUGUCCUGUUUGGUGGUCUUUGUUUUUAUGCUCGUGGUAGGUUGAGCGUGACGUCCACAGCAUGAGGUUUAAUGGAACCUGCAAUGGAUUGGAAACUUGCCAUUGGAGGAAAGACAGAAUCACCUGCUCUUGGGAGGGUAAGUUUUGCUCGACUUGAGUUUGGGUUUUGUGCAUGGAUUGGUUUAUGCAAAUAUGACAGCUGAUGGAUACAUGUAAUUCGUGGUGUGAGCUUCAACGACUGGGGAUCUUUGGGCAAGUUGUGUACAGUAGUUGUUUUAUGGGAGAUAUGGAAGAUGAUACAAGCGCUAGAACUUUUAUGAGGAUCAUUUAUGAGGUGGUUGAGGAACCUGUAAACUGUUAUUUUUCUUUGGGUUCUGGUGUCUGUCAUGUCUAACCGGGUGGGAUCAAUACCAGGGAGUUGGUUUUGAAGGAAUUCUGAACUCUAGGUUAGAUUAGUGUAGGUUUAUUUUCUCUAAUUAAUUCAUUUGCUUUCGUUUUUUUAAAUUUUUUUUAUGUCACCUUGUAUACUUUCCUGUUAUAAUAUAACUUUUAACUCUGGAAUUCCUUCUCUGGAUGUUA